Messenger RNA from Pterocles gutturalis (yellow-throated sandgrouse), 1798 nucleotides. RefSeq names its product electrogenic sodium bicarbonate cotransporter 4-like. The transcript is spliced from 13 exons. Lineage: Eukaryota; Metazoa; Chordata; Aves; Pterocliformes; Pteroclidae. The record is from RefSeq and is a predicted model, not a curated record. Gene Ontology annotation, molecular function: solute:inorganic anion antiporter activity; monoatomic anion transmembrane transporter activity; sodium:bicarbonate symporter activity. Gene Ontology annotation, cellular component: plasma membrane. Gene Ontology annotation, biological process: monoatomic anion transport; regulation of intracellular pH; bicarbonate transport. The annotation marks the transcript as partial.
AUGCUGGAGGAUGAGGAUGGGAUGAGCGAGAGGGGGCUCAGCAGCUCCAGGAGGAGAUACGACGAUGAGGAAGUGUCGCCAGCCGCCGAACGUCUCCGCUACAUCUUGGGGGAAGAGGAUGAAGCUCCCAACCCCACGCUCUUCACGGAGAUGGACACGCUGCAGCACGACGGCGAGGAGAUGGAGUGGAAAGAGUCGGCCAGGUGGAUAAAGUUUGAAGAAAAGGUGGAGGAAGGCGGCGAGAGGUGGAGCAAGCCCCACGUGUCCACGUUGUCUUUGCACAGCCUGUUUGAGCUCCGGACGUGUCUACAGACGGGAACGGUGCUCCUGGACUUAGAUGGCUACUCUUUGCCCCAAAUCAUAGACGAUGUCAUCGAGAAGCAGAUCGAGGACGGUUUGCUCAAGCCAGAGCUGCGGGAGAAGAUAAGUUACGUGCUCCUCAGGAAGCACCGUCACCAAACCAAGAAGCCAAUCCACCGGUCCUUGGCCGACAUCGGAAAAUCUGUGUCUUCCAACACAACCCGCAGCCCCGUCCGGAGCCCGGCCGCCGGCGCCGCCUUCCACCGCUCCACCGAGGACCUGCGGAUGCGGCAGAGCGCCAGCUACGGCCGCCUGCGUCACGCGCAGAGUCGGAGCAUGAACGACAUCUCGGACAUGCCGAGCACCGACCAGCUGAAGAACAAGUUCAUCAAGAAGAUCCCCAAGGAUGCGGAGGCCUCCAAUGUGCUGGUGGGAGAAGUGGAAUUCCUGGAGAAACCCUUCGUGGCUUUCGUGCGGCUCCUCCAGGCGACGAUGCUGGGAGGGGUGACGGAGGUGCCCGUCCCCACCAGGUUCCUCUUUAUUCUCCUUGGUCCGGCGGGAAAAGCCAAAUCCUACAAUGAGAUCGGCAGAGCCAUCGCAACCCUCAUGGUGGACGAUCUCUUCAGCGAUGUUGCCUACAAAGCCCGGGAUCGAGAAGACCUGAUCGCCGGCAUAGAUGAGUUUCUGGAUGAAGUCAUCGUCCUGCCGCCCGGCGAGUGGGAUCCCAACAUUAGGAUCGAGCCACCCAAAAAAGUGCCCUCGGCUGAGAAGAGGAAAUCGGUUUUCUCCCUGAACGAAGUGGGGCAGAUGAAUGGCACGGCCGGCGGGGCGGGCGCUGGGGGAGGUGGAGGAGGCAGUGAGGAUGGGGAGAUGCCCGAAGUUCACGAAAUCGGGGAAGAGCUCACGUGGACUGGCAGGUUCUGCGGUGGCCUCUAUCUGGAUAUCAAGAGGAAGCUGCCCUGGUUCCCGAGCGAUUUCUAUGAAGGUUUCCAUAUCCAGUCCAUCUCUGCCAUCUUGUUCAUCUACCUGGGCUGCAUCACCAACGCCAUCACCUUCGGGGGCUUGCUUGGGGACGCGACGGACAACUACCAGGGUGUCAUGGAGAGCUUCCUCGGCACGGCAAUGGCAGGUUCCAUGUUUUGCCUUUUUGCCGGGCAACCGCUCAUCAUCCUCAGCAGCACCGGCCCCAUCCUCAUCUUCGAGAAGCUGCUCUUCGAUUUCAGCAAAGGCAACGGCAUCGACUACAUGGAGUUUCGGCUCUGGAUCGGCUUGCACUCUGCCCUACAGUGCCUUAUCCUGGUGGCCACCGACGCCAGCUUCAUUAUAAAGUACAUCACCCGCUUCACAGAGGAAGGCUUCUCCACCCUCAUCAGCUUCAUCUUCAUCUACGAUGCCAUCAAGAAGAUGAUCGGAGCUUUUAAAUACUAUCCCAUCAAUUCCGACUUCAAGCCGGACUACGUGACCAUGUACAAGUGCGAGUGCGUUGCUCCUGACCCAG